CCUUCUUGUCUGCUAAGGCUCGUUCCCCCGCAUCUUGGGGUUGGCAGAGCAUCCUUCAUGGUCGACAGUUGUUGGAUAUGGGAUUACGGUGGCAAAUUGGCAAUGGACAGAAGGCUUCUCUCAUCCACUCUCACUGGAUCCCGCGCUUACAUCCUGAUCCCCCAGUUUACAAUCCCCAGGUGUUGCUUGUGGGGGGUGAUCCUAAAGUAGCGGAGGUUAUUUGCUAAGGUGAGGGGCGGUGGUGUGAUCUCAAGCUUAGUCAGUGGUUUGACCCGCUUACUUGUCAGGAAAUUAAAGCUAUUCCCCUUCUGCGAUGAGACAUUGCGGAUAAACUGAUCGGCAUGCCACACAUGAUGGCGUUUUCACUGUAAAAACGACAUACCACCUUGCUAUUUUCUUGGAUAAGCAAAGGGGCAGCUGGAGAGCAUCGACAAGCUGGAUGGAUAGAGCUGGUUGGAUUCGUUUGUGGGAGGCGAAUAUUCCCCCCCCCCCCCCCCCAAAGUUGAAAGUUUUUGUUUAGCAAAUCUUUCACCGGAUUCUCCCCACUACAGGGGCUCUCCCCACUGCAGGGGGGAUGGUAAUUUUGAAUCAGGACCGGGAUGUCCUUUUUGUUAAAGGUGUGCAAUUCCCGAUGAUUGAUGAUCCCAUGGUAGUAGAAUUACUCGACCUUCGUGAAGCAGUUUUGUGGUGCAUCAGUCAUGGCUUCACCGACAUGAGGUUUGAAGGGGAUGCUAAGGUGGUUAUUGAUAAGAUCCUAGGAGCGGACACCAGUGAUAGUCGCAUGGGGGCGAUUCUUGAGGAGAUUGUUCAGUUUGUUGCAAGCUCUCCGGGGUUUAGUGUUCGAUUUGUAGGUCGGCAUAGCAAUAGGGUAGCCCAUUUGGUGGCUCGCAAAGCCCUCUUUUUGUACCCGACUACGAGUCGUUUAUUUGAUUUUCAGAGCUGGCUGAACUCCAGAAUGUAACUAUCUAUUUAUUUCAAUACAUAUAUGAUUAUCUUAUGUAAAAAAAAUGUUUAUGGUAAUGGCGAUGAAUCUGAAACGAGCCUGAAACUUGAUUAGGUUAGGAUAUCUUGAAAAAUAGGGUUUGUGAUGUGGGUGUCAGUCUAGAAAUUUGUGGUGUCUAUGGUGAGUUUGAUUAUGAGAUUCAGUUGAUGGUGGUUGUGAUGGUUUUGGUUAAUAAUGGGUUUAGAUUAGAGGGGAAGUGCUUAAACAAAAAGGAAAGGUAUCUUAAUCAUCUCAGAGUCAAGGUCCUUAAUUGUUUGUUUUGAAUCUGGAUUUUGGUAUCUAAUUGAUUUAAACGUGGAUUUGAUAACUGAAAUGAUCUUGAAGAAGGAAAAGAAAAUGUAGAGGGAAAUCUUACAAGAAAAUAGUUUCCAAUCAAAUGAAGAUUGAACAUAUAAAGUGCACAUUCAGAAAGAUCAACCUUUUCAAUAGUUUUAUAGCAACGAUUGUGAGUAUGGAUUACAGUGGAUGGAAAGGAUGGAUUAGUUAUUUAAGCUCUUGAGAAAGGUAGAAAAUGAUGUGAUUAUGUAUAAAUAAUGAUCAAUGAUGAUUAGUUUGAUCACAAACCUUUUCCUUGCUUGGUGAUGACUCUGCUCUUCCUUCCAAACUCCUUUGGGUGGCCUUGCUGCUGCCUUGGCCGAUCGAUUCCUUCUUUUUAGUUUUGUUAUACUUUUGUAAUUUUGUGCAGUUGAUUCGGCUAAGAAGUAAAAGGAGAGGGGUGGAAGAGAGAGUUCAUUGUAUGUGUUUGUCGAGUUCUUUGGCUUCUUUUUUCUGUGUGUGUGGGUUGUAUAUUGUUAAAAAAAAAGGAAGAGAGUUCUGAUGUUGUCUUCUUACUGUCUAUUUAUUGUGGUUCAUAGAAGAAGGAAGGCCAUGCUAGAAAGAAGAAGAGCUGAGAACAUAGGGCUGGGAAACGGUGCGGUCUGGUUCAAACCGGAGCAUAUACGCGGUCUACGGUCCAGACCGAGAGGUUAGAGUAUAGACCAUAGACCAGACCACAGACUAUAACAAUUUAUUUAGUCAACCGAACAAAAAAAUUGAACCAAUAACCAAGAGAAAAUAUUUUAUUUCCUUGAAACUUAAAUUCCUACAUGCAUGGAUGAUUAUGACACCAUAAAUAUAUGCAAAUAAUAAAGAUACAAAGUCAAAACAUUCCAACUUAUACCAUAACAUCAUAAACAUUUACAUAAUGUCAUAUGAAGACAUGAUCGUCUCUACUCUCUAGUGAAAUGUGGUUGUGAAUGAAGGAGGGGACAAGAUUCUCAAAAUUAAGAUUGAGACUUGGGUUUCGUUGUGGGAGUUGGGAGAGUGGUCAAGUGGGUUGCUUAUACAAAUUGAGAAGCAUGCUGGGUUCACGGUUUGGUCCGGUAAAUCGCGAUCUAGACCAUACCAGACCAAGAAAUAAAAACAUCAUAUAAUACAUACUAUGGACUAGACCAAACCAUACUUAACGGUCUAUAGUACAGACCAAACUGUGCGGUCCGGUUUGGACCAUGGUUUUUCAAAUGGUAUGGUCUACUUUCCUAGUUCUACGAGAAGAGAGUGUGUAUAAGAAAGAAGAAGAAAACAAUCUUGUGUUUUAGGCAUUAGAGGCGUGGAGAAGAUGAUGAAGAAAAAACAGAGGAAGGCCUCUGCCCUUUCUGUUUUUUGCAGAGUUUUGUUCGGAUGAAGAAGAAGAGAAGAGGUUGAGGAAGGAAAAAUUGGAUCCCCUUUCUCUGCCUGCUGAACCCAUUUUUUAUAGAGAAAAUUGUAUGUAGGUACAGUAGAGUAGAAUAGGGUAGGUUUGUGUAUUUUUUUAUUGGUUGUUGAGUGGGAUGGGGUUGCACUGGUUCAACCAAUCUGGUUCGACCAAGAAUGGGCUUGGCUUGAAUUUGGCUGGGCUUUGACGUGUUGACUUUUGAGUUGGACUGGGGUGUUGGUCGACUAAACUUGACUUGGGCAG
Molecule: messenger RNA, 2939 nt
Organism: Linum trigynum
Lineage: Eukaryota; Viridiplantae; Streptophyta; Magnoliopsida; Malpighiales; Linaceae
Source: the annotation of a GenBank genome assembly